GACGCAAAGCGCGGCGCUCGAGAGACUUUCCGAGGUUUUUCCUAUAUCUCAGCACUACGUGUUUCUGGUCGUGAAAGUAUCUUUUCAGUUAGGCAGUACUGCUGCAGUGGCCCCACCCUUCUUGCCUCCAUUCCUCAGGCCCCAGAAAAGAGCCGUUGCCAGUCAAAACUACGAGCAACACAGCUGAAAACCUAUUUAAGGACCGUUCCAAAAAUCCAGGAUUUAUCAAAGACCUCUUUCGACCAAGUCAGUUAAAUAAAGUGUUUUCAGAGUGUGUGUUUCUGUGGGUGUGCAGUGUGUGUUUCUAUCGUGUUCGCUUAUCCAUUAAAAAUAAUUGAGCCGAAACAAAAACAAAGUAUAUAAAUAUAUAAAAAAAAAACUUUUGAAAGAGCCAUAAACAAAUCGCAGUCUACGAAAUCCGUUCAAAGCUCGCGCGCCAAUAUUGCUCCAAUUUAAGAAAACGGCUUAGCAACAAUUGCAUUGAACAGCUAAAACUGAAACAACAACAAACACGUAAAUAUAGAAAGCUUAACAAUCAAAUUCAACAACAACGACAACGAGGGAUUAAAAGCCAGUAACAACUAUAAAUGUGGUGGGUGCAUUAUUGCCAUUAACCAAAUCCCGAGCGACAGUGGCCAAAAUGAUCGCAGAGCAGCUGCCAAAAUGACCAAGUGAAUCACUGAGGAGCCUCAGAGAGCGAACCCCAUUAAGCACUGAGAACAAAAGAGCAAUAAAACGCUUGAUUAACAGGUGGACAGGUGGACUAAAUCGAAAGCGGAAUGGCACACUUUUGCUGGCUCCUCAAACUCGGAUUUCUGCUGCUGAUGUUGGCGGGCUGUCGCACCCGCCCCGCCCCCUUCCCGAGCCGCCCACAGAGUGAGCUCAUAGCGGGCAACGAGUUCCUCAAGCUGUUCCUCGACCACGACGACCAGCAGAGGAGCCUCCACAGCGGCGAGCAGGACUUCGAGGGCAGAGCGGGGUCCCCGUCCCCGUCCACGUCCCCCGAUCCCCGCCAGCGAGCAGCGGCAGGGAGAAGCCUGGACCUCGGGAGGAACCGCUUCAGGAACUCCCUCAGUUCCGGGAACAGCCAGGAUGAGCAGCCAUCCGACUCGAAGCAGGUGGCCAAACUGGUGACCUCGGGCAGCAAGAUAGUCUUCCUGGAGGAUGCCCCCAGUGCAGGAAAGAGGAAGCCCGGCAGCGACGAGGUCAAGGUGGUGGCCGUGAGUGUCAGUUCCUCCAGCAAGCGAGGUCCUCCGCGGAUCAGUUCCACGGGUUCCACGGGAGGCGGUUCGGAUUUCGUGAACCGUUCCCACAAAAGUGAGCUUUCCAUCGAGGAAACGGAGCCCAGAUUGGGGGGAGGGGAUUCCAUGGACGCCGAGGGGGAUUCCCUGAACAGUGCCUCCAACAUCCAGAGCGUCCUGGCUGCUCCCUCAUUGGCCGCCUCCUCCUCCCGUUCCUUCCUGAAAAACCAAAGCGAGGUCGCCGAAGAGGAUGGAGUGGGAACUGCAGCUGGAGCAGGCCUGCCCUUCCAAACGGUGAUCUACCACGACUCCAAGCAGGGCAGGGGACCCCAGUCGAGGUCCAUAUCCUACAGCUCCAUUUCGCAGAACGUGGACGACCUGCAGGCCUGGCAGCAGUCGAGGAGCGGCAUCCUGGCGGAGGCCCAGAGGAACGUGAGCGAGAGCCUGAAGCACGGCCACUCCUCGGAGCCAGCCAAGUUCUACUCAGUGCCCUCCAAGAUGUACAGCGUUCCCAGCAAGUUCUACUCGGAGCCUGCGAAGGUCUACUCGGAGCCAGCCAAGAUGUACGGCCAGCCGGAGAAGGUCUACUCGGAGCCCUCGAAGGUCUACGGGCAGCCCUCGAAGUUCUACUCGGAGCCCGCCAAGGUCUACUCGCAGCCUUCGAAGGUUUACGGGGAGCCGGCCAAGACCUACUGGCCGCAGACCCUGACCACCACGGCAGCUCCACCGCCGGGAAGCACCAGUGCUCCUGCCGCCACCACCAGCAGCACCACCGAGAAGCCGCUGGCUCCCACCACCUUCACCCCGCUGAGAUCGAGACCGCGACCUGCGAUCGUCUCUCGCAUCGCCUUUGGCGAGGCCCAGAGCACGAGCACCACCACAGCAGCACCACCGAGUGGCACGGCGGCAACGUCGAGCAGCACGGCUGCACCACUGGCCAGCAGGGCCACCACAGUGAAGCCUCCCGGCAGCAGCACCAGGCCGACCACUUGGCAGCACCACUACCACGGCUACAACCACCAGCAACAGCAGCAGCAACAGCAGCAACAUCAGCAGCAACAACCAGCUCAUCCAACGCGCAGAGUACUCUUUAAUUUGGAUAAAUUGCCCUAUGAUUUAUUGAAUGCACCGCAGCCGUAUCCACUGGAGCCAAUUUUAUCGAAGCACUCAAGUCCGAGCCACUACCACCAGCAACAUCAGCAGCAGCAACACGAACCGCAGCAGCAGCAACAACAUCAAAGUCCGUGCUGGGAGCAACAACGUCAGCAUUCAUCACCGCCGCAUCAACAUUCUAAUCAAAAUGCCAAAGGAUUGCCCAACAGAGAUCUAGUCAAGUGUGUUUCCAAAUUCGCACACCAACAUGGAGCGGCGGCAUCGGCGGCGGACCCAUCAGCGCCGUCAUCUUCGGGGUCAGGCGGUGGCUACUCGUACAGCUCCAGCUCGAGCUCCACCAGCUCCUCGUCCUCCUCCUCAUCCUCCUCCGCAGGUUCGUCUGUGCCGAAGCAGCCACAUCUGCACCAGCAGCAGCAUCAGCAAGCCCAAAAGCAGCACUUCACCACCGAGCGCCCCGAGCUCUAUACUCCGACCUCAGAGCAGAAUUACGAAAUUGAGGAGUCCGUUAGUGUUAUGACGAACGGACGGGCCCACGGACCGCAGGGCGGUGCAGGUGGUGCCAGUGGGGCGGGGAGUGCAGUGGGGCAGGCCACAACACCAGCCAGUCCAGCUCAAGCACAAGCACAAGCGCAGGCGAGCACCACCGCCAGCGGUCGUGGCAUCAACAGAGGACGUGGCUCGGUGGUGUACAAUGCAAAUGCCAACGAUUACUCGGACGACGAGGGGGAAGCGGGGGAGGCGGGGGAUGGGGGGUCGGAGGGGCCAGAGUCCCCCGACGACGAAGACAAAGUCGCCUACGUGGUCGAGGGACGCAACUACCGAAAGUACCGGGUCGAGGAGAAGACCGACGACGGCUUCAUCGUCGGCGAGUACGGAGUGGUGGACCACAACGAUGGGAACCUCUGGGGAGUGCGUUACACCGCCGACUCCACCAUCAACCGCAGUCUGAUUCAGAAGGCGUUGCUCACGUUUCUCAAGCUCAAGUAGGGGCCAACUGGCCGGCCCCACUCGGAAAAACACUCGAGAUGAAGUUGGGAAGCCCGCCAGUGCGCAGGAAAAUCAUUGGAAAACACAGGGAAACAGAAUCAGAUUGUAGGCAUGUCGAUAUUACAGAUAGAAGAGAUUUGGGGAAUUGUGAGAAAAUAAAUUAGAAGAUUGAACCCUAAGCUGAAGCUUAUACAUCAGUUUGGUUAACCUAAUCUUUUAGAAAAUAACAAAAUAAAUUUACAAGCUUGAUAUAAAUCAUUAUAGUAAAUCAUUGGUCUUUAGUACGAGAAGAUCUUGUGAUUUCCAACUCAAAGACUUAAAGCAGUUAGAAUCUGUUUAAGCAUGAACCCAACUGAAAUUAGUAUUUGCAUUAACGAAAAUCUGUAAAAGUUAAGAAGCAGACAUUUUUUACAGAAAAUAGCAAAAUAUUUGUUAAAAGUAAUAUAAAAAGCUCCAUGAUAAUAUUAUCAAUCCAUAUACUUUAUAAGGCAGGAGAUGAGGUCGAAAUCCUGAAGAAUACUCAAGAAGGCAUCGUUGUUCUUAAGUUCAGAUCGAUGGUUUUUCCGAGUGUCCAAAGCAUCCCGCACUUCCUCACCGAAGAGACAGCUGCAAAGGCAUUCACAUGUGAUCCAAGUCGUAUUUUAGUUAGCCUAGAUAACCUAAGCCUAAACCUAGAUAGACGAACCUAAUAGAGGUAGCCCUAGCUUACAGCCACUAGUUGCGUUCCCACGAGAUCAGUGUGUGUUAGUCAGUAAACGAAUUUUGUUUAAUGUUUAGUUAAUGUUUUAAUUAAUUUAUUGUAGUUGUUGGUAUUGUAAUUGUAACUGUAGCCGUAACUCUAACCUGAGCCUAAUUUAUUCCGAAGACCGACCGACCAGCACACUCGAAAUUCCGCAGAACUAGCAACUUGCCAUAAAAUCCGAGCACCUACCAGCAUUAAGAACACGCGAAACUAUCCUAAUUAGAGCACUAAGUGACUUGCGAAGUGAAAUAAACUAAAUUACACCGAGA
Drosophila ficusphila is the source of this 4352-nucleotide messenger RNA. RefSeq names its product RNA polymerase II degradation factor 1. The transcript is spliced from 4 exons. Bases 780 to 3341 code for a protein of 853 amino acids. Lineage: Eukaryota; Metazoa; Arthropoda; Insecta; Diptera; Drosophilidae. The record is from RefSeq and is a predicted model, not a curated record.